CGUGUGUUAGUUGUGUUGAGCCGUCGGAGGGUUGAAUGAAUACAGCGCUGGGCGCCUCUGCCGAUUUUUGGUGCAGCUUGGGAUUCUCUCUGGGCUGCGCGCCCCCUUCUUUCCUCCUUCGUGUACUCACGCGCGCGCGUGCGGGGGGGGACACGCACGCACGCAGCUAAGCGCCGGUGUUUGUGAGCUCUAUUAAAGGCCGUCGCGGUGGAAGGAUGCAGAAUUUGGCGGUGCCCUACCCAGACAUCCGUUAACCAGCCGGAUCUCCCGCUGUGCGGGGGCAACACAGGAAUGAAAAUCUGCGAUCAUGAUGCAAGGAUUGAAAAACCGAACCAGAAAAGCCUUGGGGUUACGGAAAAAAGACAAGGACACCGACUCCACGAGCUCACCUGACAAAGAGGGAAGUGGAAGUGGAAGGAAAGGAAGCAAAAAAGCCAAUGGUGCGCCCAAUGGAUUCUAUGGAGAGAUUGACUGGGACCGAUAUGCCUCGCCCGAUGUGGAUGAAGAGGGCUUCAGUCUCAGACCCGGCGAAGAAGGAGAUGCAGCCUCCAGAGGAAAGCAUUUCUUCUCCUCCAGCGAGUCAGAGGAUGAGGAAGACAGCAAGAAAAAGUUCAAAAUUAAGAUCAAGCCGCUGUUAUCGGGCAGCGUCAAGUGUGUCGCUCCCUCCAUGGACGAGCUGAAGGCGUCGGUGGGAGGCUUGGCGCUGUCUCCCUCUCUGGGACAGAUAAAAAGAAACUUGUCCUGUGAGGAGAUUGCCAGACCCAGACGCUCCACCCCCACUCCAAGCCCCGCUCCGGAGACACCAAGUGACAAACUAUCCCAGAACAUUCCUGCCUUCUUCGGGCUGCCUUCAGAGACCAACUACACCAGAUAUGACGUUGCCCCCGGUGAUGUGUGGGGAGAAUGCAGACUACGGCCUGAAUCUCCUUUGGCCAGAGGCUUUCCAACAGGAGCUCCUCCUCCUCUUCCUCCAAAAAACAUUCCAUCGAGUCAAUACAGCUAUCUGUCAGACUCUUCUGUCGAUCUACCCAAUGGAAGAGUAGCCCAAAGUCCCGCCCCCAUCUACCUGAAUAUCCAAUCCCCUGUCUCCUACCAAGACUCCCCGGGGCCUGACCUGGACGAUGUGUUUGGUCCUGUGGACAGCCCCAGGGCCGGUGAGGACACGGCAGCUCCCAGAUGGGUCACCUUCAACAGCGACAGACCCCCUCCGCCAGACGAACCUGCUCCCCCGCCGCCACCAGAGUCUCCAGCCCCUGACACCCCCUCCUCUACACCCUCCACGCCUCGCCUCUCCCCUGGCCCCCCUCCAGACGAGCCCCCCCCUUCACCCCCACCAUUUUCACCUGAGUCACCUCCCCCCUUCAUUCCCCCAGACUCACCGCCUUCCAUUGUCCUGGGACCUCCUCCGGAUGAGCCUGCACCCCCCCUGCCUCCCAACUUCUCCCCGUCUGACUCACCUCCGGUCUGCCUCGACGAGGAGGCAUAUGAUGAAGAGGUGCUACAGUUCGCCAAAUACUCUUCAUCACCCGCCCUGACCAGCCCUGUCCCACCUCUGCCGGCAGAGCGGCGGUCCCCCCGGGCAGGCAUCCCAUCCCCCUUGGUGCUGGGGAGUGUCGGGGGAAAGAGGACUCCUGAAGGAACUUAUCUGAAGGAUGAUCUCCCCGACUUGGUGGGUUCACCCAGGGAGCUGACCCCAACCUUCAGGGGCACACCGCCUCCUCUCCCUCCAACUAUCUACAGAUCUAUUGUGUCUUCCCCAGGACCUUACUCAGGCAGCAGCCCCUCGUCUCCAGCUCGUCCUGCCACACCUCAGUCAGGAGGAAGUCCUGUUCCUCCACCGCCUCCACCUAGACCAUCCUCACGACCAAAGCUGCCCCCAGGGAAACCAAUAGCAGACCUGGCCCGGCCGUUCAGUCCGCCGGUUUCAGGCAGCCCACCGCCUUUCGCCCCUCUGGCCCGGGCAGAAAGCUCCUCCUCCAUCUCCUCCAUCACCUCGCUCAGUGCAGCAUCCACCCCCACCUUAGGCAGGGACCUCAACUUGGCCAACACAGGAUGUUCCAGAGGACCCAGCCCACUCACUAUGGGACCCCAGGACACUCUGCCAGUGGCAGCUGCCUUCACUGAAACCAUCAACGCCUACUUCAAAGGAGCCGACCCCAGCAAAUGCGUGGUAAAGAUCUUGGGGGAGAUGGUGCUGUCCUUCCCUGUGGGUAUAACCAGGCACUUUGCCAACCACCCAGCUCAACCUGUCCUCACCUUCAGCAUCAGCAACUACAGCCGACUGGAGCAGGUCCUCCCCAAUCCACAACUGCUGUGCUGUGAUUCUACAAUGGACACUAUGGACACCAAGGAGUUCUGGGUGAAUAUGCCAAACCUGAUGAGCCAUCUCAAAAGAGUGGCUGAGCAGAAGCCUCAAGCAACGUACUACAACGUGGAUAUGAUCAAAUAUCAGGUCUCAGCGGAGGGGAUCCAGUCCACUCCCCUGAACCUGGCAUUGAGUUGGCGCGGUGAUGCUACCAGCACAGACCUUAGGAUAGACUACAAAUACAACAUUGAGGCCAUGGCUGCCCCUGUGCCGCUACAUGACAUCCACUUUCUGGUCCCUGUGGAUGGGAAUGUGGCUCAAGUCCAAGCCAUGAUCCCCCCUGCCACCUGGAACCUGGAGCAGCAGACUAUGCUGUGGAAGAUAGCCAGCCUCUCUCAGAGGUCUGAAAAUGGAGGAGUAGGAGCUCUGUUGGGCCGGUUCCAGUUGACAGAGGGUCCCAGCAAACCCUCCCAGCUGGCAGUUCAGUUUACCAGUGAAGGGACCACUCUGUCAGGCUGUGACAUCCAGCUAGUAGGGACUGGCUACAGGCUGUCCUUGGUCAAGAAGAGAUUUGCAGCAGGUAAAUAUUUGGCUGAUAAUUAGUGGACUCCAUUUUAAAUGGAGCCUGCAGAAUCAGUGGCUUUUGACUGUGAAGAUGUGAGUAUGGACUGAGCCCUUGUUUUAGACAGACUACUGACUGAGAGACUUUCAGAAUCUUUAACCCAGAAGCAGCAGCAACGCUUUAAUGGUUGGGUUGGUAAAAUUAAAACAUAAUCAUACGCAGCUAGACAUCGGCAUUUACACACACAUAGACAUAGAAACACAUGCAAAUAUGUCUAGAUAGUUUGACUUUCUGACACUGUACCCAGUGAACUGACUGUUGCAGAGAUUAUGCAAGUAGUAACAAACCAUCGGCUUUGACCACCUGGUAUACAUACACUCAUGGGUUUUGUGGAGAAAAAUAUGAAAAAAUUAUUCUUGUUAACUUCAACAGUAAUUGUUGUGGAUUUAUCCAGCCUUAUUUCUUUAAGAGUUUCUUUUUUUUUCUAACUGGUUGUCAUGGCGAACACUGUACAAGAUAAUGUGAAUAGAUAUAAUUUGAUUAGAAUAAUCUGAAAUAGUCUAAACAAGAAAGAAAAGGGGGGAAAAUAUGACAAUGUGUUGUAUGGCAUUUGAAAGUUCUGUUCAAUUGGCUUCUCCAAGUAAAGCUCAGCGAGAUCUGAUUUACACUGCCACCUCAAGUCUGAUUUUUCAUCACGUGUGACACAGAUCUGAUCUUUUAUUUGCUGCCUGAGCACAACAUUUGAUUUCUAUUUCUUUUUCUGUGUUGAUUGCAAUGAAAGGUCAGGGCUCACUUCAAUACUUCAGAACCCGAUACUUCAAAAGACAGAGGUAGCGGUGAUCUAGGACCACCAGUCUGUUCACAGGACAGAAUAAAUUUAACAGGCAAACUGACCUCAUCUCAGCACUCUCAAUAUAAGACACUUGAUGCAUGCAGGUGUAGAUCUGUGUUCUGUAUUAUGUCGGAAAGCAAUCAACUUUAAGAGGCAGAGAAGUACAUCCAAAAUGGACUGUCUCACAGGCAGAUUAUGAGAGUUGCUGUUGGUGAUGUUUGACAACUUGGUUUCUUUGACUGUGAUAUUGGUCAGAGGUUGUUGUCUGGCUUCACAUUAAGGGUAUUGCAGAGUAAGGAAAAGAAAUGUGUGAUCUGAAUGCAGCCCUAUACAUGUCCCUCUUGUUGAUUUAUUUUAAUUUUUUCCACCAUGUGGAGUAAAUAGGUGUUUAAUCAUUUUCUAAUAGCAAUAUUUAAAAACUAAAAAGUAUAAAAACAAAAAUAUGUUUCAGAUAUCUCUCUUUGGACAUAUGGAAGUGUCUGUGAUUGUAUAUUGAUUUAUCAAUGUUAACCCUCUUAAUGCAUUAAGAUUACAUAUGCCAUUCAGUGCUGGGUUCAUCCAAGUCCUUUAUUUCAAUGUAUGACAAUGUACAACAUGGGCCAUGAUAAAUAACUUAAGAUGGUACCCCAUGAAAUCUGCAUUAAUCUGCAUUUGUUUUAUCACUGCUUUUACCAAUGCAAUGCCAAUUUAUUCAUUUAAAAAAAAUUGUAUUCCGUGUGUUACUAAAACUUAAACCUGCUUGAACACUGUCUGCCUUCAUAUAGACUCCCACUAUCAAUUUUGCUGUUUUUUUUUCCACCUUCACUCAGAAGCUCAGCAUUUAUAGGUUUGGCAUGCAUUCAUUGAUAUUUCAACUUCAUAAUAUGUAUGUAUCAGUGUGACACCCUCCUGUGUUUGACACACACCCUUUCAGUCAUUGCUGCAUAAGAGUCUUGCCAUCCCAGGGAGACAUACACAUUCACAAUUCGAUUUUAUGACUUUGUGUCAUAAAGAAACCAUUUAAUAUGUGAUUUAACACUGCAUUUUAUAAAAUGUUUUGAUGUACUGACUUGACUCACAAUUUGGUCCUGGUUGUAAUAUUUUAUGUAAGUCUCACUAGUCUUUGGGGGGGGGGGGAAGGAAGAAAAAUAUAAAUAUUUCCAUUUGGUUCUCUUCAGUUGGGUAGAUAGUUUUGAAAUGUUUGGUCAAUGAUGCUUCUGUUUUCAUUUGCCUUAUGUGUUUGAAUAUGCCAACGUUUUAAGGCUGUCUGUAGGCCUCCGUUUGUUUGUUUGUUUAUUUGUUUGUUUGUUUUUUAUCAUACAGUUUGGCUGUUUUCCUGUCACCGCAUAAAACACAGAAUAUGCAAACAUUUCAUGUAAAAUUUAUCAUCCAAAGAUUUUGAAAGUAAAUAUAUUAAAGUCAAUAUGAUGUAAUACCCGUUUUACUUGGUAAUAAAGAAGAGGAAAUGUUG
Lampris incognitus (smalleye Pacific opah) is the source of this 5149-nucleotide messenger RNA. Its product is annotated as SH3-containing GRB2-like protein 3-interacting protein 1. The record is from RefSeq and is a predicted model, not a curated record. Bases 308 to 2908 code for a protein of 866 amino acids. The transcript is spliced from 21 exons. Gene Ontology annotation, biological process: clathrin coat assembly; synaptic vesicle endocytosis; clathrin-dependent endocytosis. Gene Ontology annotation, cellular component: clathrin-coated pit; cytoplasm; clathrin-coated vesicle. NCBI's taxonomy places the organism in Eukaryota, Metazoa, Chordata, Actinopteri, Lampriformes, Lampridae.